Messenger RNA from Oryza brachyantha (malo sina), 1233 nucleotides. RefSeq lists its product as uncharacterized. Lineage: Eukaryota; Viridiplantae; Streptophyta; Magnoliopsida; Poales; Poaceae. The record is from RefSeq and is a predicted model, not a curated record. Bases 41 to 952 code for a protein of 303 amino acids. The transcript has 4 exons.
CCAACCCGAACCCCACCAGACGCGACGCAACCCGACCCGGAUGGCGCACGCGCGCGCCGCCCGCGCGCUGCUCGCCAGGUGCUCGACGGAAUGCGCCCGCCGCCCCGCCGCGGCGCCCUCGUGUGUCCGCCGCGCUGCUCUCGGUCUCCCCUACUGCUCCCCCGCCGCCUACUCCCGGGCUCCCCUCACUGCGGCUCGCGCGGAUUGGACGCGCGCUCUCGCGGGCAGGGCGUCAUCGCAUGGCGGCGCUGGCGCGGGUGGGGCGGUGGCCGAGGGGGAGGAGAGUGACUCGCAGGAGUGGAUGGUGGGGUGGGAGGAGGAGGAUGAGGAGGAGGAAGACGCCGAGCCCGAGAUCGGCGACGGCGGCGACGGUGGCGGGGUCGUCCUGCGGGACGUCAAGUGGGGGCAGCGCGCCCUCGCGGCGGCCGAGGAGGUUCUCGGCGAGCACUUCGGCGACGACGUCGCCAUGUUCGCCUUCAAGGUGUCGCCCAAGGGAUACGUAUACGUGCGGCUUGACAAGCUCACCAACAGAUAUGGGUGCCCUGGUAUCGAGGAAAUAGAGAGUUUCAAUAAACUCUACAAGCAGAAAUUGGAUGAGAUAAUUGAAAGAGGCGAGAUACCCUUGGACCUAGGAGUAGAGGUCUCAUCACCAGGAGCUGAACGACUUCUAAAGGUGCCUGAGGAUCUGGAUCGUUUCAAAGAUAUGGCCAUGAGGGUGCAAUACCUUGUUGAAGGCGACGACCUUGUCCUGAAGCAGAUCCUGCAGAAGGAUGGUAUCUUCUUGCUCGAAGCUGUUGACAUCCAAGGAGAACAUUGCAUAUGGAAGCUUGCAGAUGUUAAGGAGAAUCGAGCUCAAGCUGGGAAAGGAAGGCCAUUGAACAGGAAACAGAGAGACUGGAGGCUGCAAACUUCGUUUAAAGCAGUGAAAAAGGCAACCCUAUACUUGGACUAAAACAUGAUGGAGUGUGUUUGGAUAGAACUGAUUUAGAACCAAAUCCAGUAUUAGUUUAAAUUUUGAAUUAAGUUCCACAUACUCUGUAUUACUUGCGAAGGGUGUUCAGUACUUCAGUUAUAGAAUUAGAUUAGGGUCUAUUUAGUUUGCAGAACUGAAUGAAUUUUCUGGAGGCAAAUAUCAUUGUAAUACACAGUUAUCUCUGAGUUACUACUACAUGCUGAGCAAAACACAGAAUAGCAUGAUAAAUGUGUUUGGGAGGCAAUACAUUCUAUGGAGUU